AUGGAUAUGAUCGUGAAAGAUUGGAUAAAGUUAAAAAGUGAUAAGGAGAGAAACUUGAUGAUCCAAAGAGCGCAGAAUGCACGUGUAAUUACCAUCUUCUCCUACAGUCUAAUGGCAUUAGGAUGCUGCUCCGUCACAGUAUUACCGAUUUUUGGAAUGUCAACAAGAAUGUAUUCUAAUAUUACCGAUCCAGGAAAACCAUUGCCUUUACAAACUCAUUAUAUUUAUGAUAUAACGAAAAGACCGCAUUACGAACUGACAUUUUUUAGUCAAGUCGUAUAUACAGCAGUUGCCAUGACAGCCUAUGCUGGAAUAGACAAUUUUCUUAGUCUCGUAAUUUUUCAUAUAUGCGGCCAAUUCGACAUUCUCAAAAAUCGUUUAACACGUUUGGAUAAAUACAUAAACUAUCGCAAAAUGCUGAAAUGCUGCAUAGCAAAUCAUAUCCCAUAUAACAAUAAAUGGUACACUUUAAAUUCAGAAACUGUAGAAGAUUUGUUGCUUAUAAUGACAAGAGGUUCUAAACCAGUUUAUCUCACCGCUGGAAAAGUGUCCCCUGUUACAAUGACUACAUUUUGCAGUUUGAAAGUCGAACCCGAAUCUCUGGCAUUCCGAGCGAGCGUACUAAGCCUUUAG
Messenger RNA from Cyphomyrmex costatus, 633 nucleotides. RefSeq lists its product as uncharacterized. The record is from RefSeq and is a predicted model, not a curated record. The transcript is spliced from 3 exons. Gene Ontology annotation, biological process: sensory perception of smell; detection of chemical stimulus involved in sensory perception of smell. The coding region runs from base 1 to 633 and encodes 210 amino acids. Lineage: Eukaryota; Metazoa; Arthropoda; Insecta; Hymenoptera; Formicidae. Gene Ontology annotation, molecular function: odorant binding; olfactory receptor activity. Gene Ontology annotation, cellular component: plasma membrane.